Messenger RNA from Limulus polyphemus (Atlantic horseshoe crab), 615 nucleotides. RefSeq lists its product as uncharacterized. Lineage: Eukaryota; Metazoa; Arthropoda; Merostomata; Xiphosura; Limulidae. The transcript has a single exon. Bases 1 to 615 code for a protein of 204 amino acids. The record is from RefSeq and is a predicted model, not a curated record.
AUGAACAAAACUUGGUUCAAGAGGAAAUUGGGAAAUGGUCAUGGUGAGGAAGUGACUCGCUCAUGGCUGGUCUGUUCCACUUCUAAAAAGUCUGCAUUUUGUAUCUGUUGUAUUCUCUAUUCCCGGUCAGAUCAUCAAUCUUCAUUGGAGCAGGAAAGUGGAUUCAACCAGUGGAAAGCACGUGAAAGGAUAAGUGUUCAUGAAAAUGUUAAGAAUCAUCGGGAGUGCUUCAUACAGUGGAAAGAAGUGGAAAUAAAUUUAGCUGAAAAUAAAGGAGUUAUUGACGCGGAACUUCAGUCACAGAUUGAGAAGGAAAAGCAGAAGUGGCGUGAUAUCUUGCCGAGAAUCCUUCACUGCAUAAAAUUCCUUGCGAUUCAGAACCUGGCUUUGCGAGGACACGGGGAGUCAUUUGAGCUAGGCGAUGACUCCAAUAUGGGAAAUUUCCUUGGCUUACUGAAACUACUGCCCAUCUUUGACCCUGUCAUGAAAGAACACCUCACUCGUGUGGAAAGUCAUCCUGGAUCCACGUCUUACCUUUCACCGGGUGUCCAGAACGAAUUCAUCCACAUGAUGGCAUCCACUGUUUGCCAGAGUUUACUGAGAAGCAUUUCGUAA